GUUCUGACUGAUACUUCGUUUUCAUCAGUCGUAUUUUAAUCGUCAAAUAGUAUUAUCUUAUCAGCUGAAAUGUUCAGUUUCGUUGCUCGCAUCUGGUUGGCUGUCGUAUUGUUCGGCAUGGCCUCUGCAACGUUACCAUCGUAUAUAAAAGUAUGCAGUCGAAAGGAUCCCGAUAUAAACAAUUGUAUAGUCAAUUCAGUUGAUCAGCUUCGCAAAAAAUUGGCUACGGGAUUGAAAGAAUUAAACGUUCCCGCGAUAGAACCGCUUUACUUACCCCAUGUAUAUCUUACUAGAGGUUCUGGAUCGCGUAGCAAUAAGUUUGACGUCAAUAUCACGGAUCUACAAGUAUUUCAUAUUCCUGAAUUCCAAGUUAUUUGGUUCAAAGCCGAUCCGGAGAAAUUGAAGUUCGAGUUUCAAUUGUUGUUCCCGAAACUUGAUUUUCAAGGAAAAUAUAAGAUAAACGCAUCAUUUCUUCUACUCAAGCUAAUCGGAGAAGGAAAUUUGAACGGAACUUUCAAUGAUUACAAAGCAUCAUUUAUUCUCAAAGGUCAGAAAGUUGUUCAAAAUAACAUAACCUACGCGCACUUUACAAAAUUUAAAAUAAAUAUAAUCAGUGCAAACAAAACUCGCAUAUUUUUUGACAAUUUAUUCAAUGGCAAUGCAGUUCUUGGUAAGUUUCAAUAUUUUGCUUUACACGAAAAUGUUACGAAAGAAAUUUUAUCGAUUAGUAUAAUCCUUGUGAUUUUUGAUUGUAACAACUUUAUUUUCACAUUAGGAGCGGCAAGCAAUGAUCUUCUAAACAAUAAUAGCGAUUUAUUUCUGCAAGAAUUAAACCCAGCACUAGAGACCGAGGUGACAAAAAUUUUCUCGGAUAUCGCCAGUAAAAUCUCAUCCUCUUUUACUUAUGACGAAUUAUUUCCAGAUAUUUAAUUAUUGAGUUUUGAAUUAAUCUUCAAAAGUAUAUUUAUAUAUCUUAAUCUAUAUUUAUACACAUCUCUGUAUUUGUCUUUUAUAUCUUAAUUUUCUUCUUGUUUUCAAUUCGCAAAUAAAUUUCAGCUAUUUUGUUCGAAUAUAAUACUGUUUACCUUUAAUUAAUAUUAUUGUCGUGUUACAUUUACGAUAAUACGAUUCAGUCGUGCUACAUACAAAUGAGAAACGACAUUGUAAAAACUUUAACGUUUUACGACGCGAUAUACAUAUAUUUAUUGCACCAACUAAACAAAAUAAUUGUAUUUUCACAAAGUCUCUUACGUAAUACAUAA
Pseudomyrmex gracilis is the source of this 1262-nucleotide messenger RNA. RefSeq lists its product as uncharacterized. NCBI's taxonomy places the organism in Eukaryota, Metazoa, Arthropoda, Insecta, Hymenoptera, Formicidae. The record is from RefSeq and is a predicted model, not a curated record. Bases 70 to 930 code for a protein of 286 amino acids. The transcript is spliced from 5 exons.